Molecule: messenger RNA, 407 nt
Organism: Eurytemora carolleeae
Lineage: Eukaryota; Metazoa; Arthropoda; Copepoda; Calanoida; Temoridae
Source: RefSeq, a predicted model, not a curated record
UUACUUGUACACUCAUUUAUUUUAGAUGCAAGAAAACGCUUGUUGAAACAUGCCUCGGCAUAAACAAGUCAGUUCUCUGAAAUCUGUUUCAUUAGGUUGAAUGGUUGCAGAACCAUUUGUUUUCCCACACUGCCUGGUAUCAGUUCCAGGAUCUAGUUGAUAUUCUUAUAUCUUGGCUCAGUAAGGCAGUUUUGCAUUCUAAAGCAAUAUUCCGCAGAUCAAACUCUCCACCAGAGAGCUUUCAUCAAAUACAUACUUUAGUUCGGUUUGUUCAGCUGAUAAUUCACCCUGGAGUUAAGUCCUUAGAUCUAUCUAUUCUUCCAAAGAUGCUUCGUGAUGCUUUGUAUAAGAAACUGGACAGAUUGACAGGAUUAGAACAUCUCAGGUACUAGGUCUAAAAAAAUGAG